AUGAAUAGAUUGAUAGUGUUAUCACUGAUAUGUCUAAUUAGUAUCAGAGGAUUUGAAAUUGAUUUUUCAUUACUCUUACAAGUAUGAAUUAUUGUAAUAAUUAAUCAAAAGACAGGAUCUGAAUCAAAUGAUGCAGUUUAAGCUGUUUAUGAUUUAUUAAAUGAUUUAAAGACAAGCAAUAUAGAAGCAUAAGGAGUAGCAGAUGAGAAGAACAUUUCAGAUGAAGAAAUAGGAUAAGCUAGAAUAGCUGCUUUAUCAAAAGUUAAUGAAUUAAAUCAAAAGGCAUGGGCAAGUGCUAAGGCUAGAAGAGAAUAAAUAGGAAUUGAAUACAGAGUAAAAAUUAGAGUAAUAUAUAGGAAGCUACAGAUUAUAUUGCCUGGGCUACAUAAAGAUUAGCUGAUAUUGAUAGAAGAUCUGUUGAAUUAUAAGAGUUAAGAUGUUUUUCUAAUGGUUUAUUUGUGAGAGCAAUUAAAUAACAUAAUGAUGCUUUAGGAGUUAUUAGAAUUUUAAAGAAUGAUUUAAGUGGAUAUUUAACAGGACAACCAUCUUCAUUAGUUGAAGUUAAUGUAUAAAAUGUAUCAGACAAAUUGAAAUAAUACAGUCAAUUAUUUAAUCAAGAUGCAAUGACAAAAUUUGCAUAAUUAGCAGCUGAAUAGGCAUCAGGAAAUGCAGAAUUACAUGCACUUGGUUAAGAUGAAGGAUCAUCAACUGAUAGAUAACCAGGACAUAAUAUUGGUUAAUUGGUUUAUAAUGCUCUUUCAGAUCUUGAGGAUUAAUUGAAAGGAUCAUUAGCCAAUUUAGAGGCCAAUGAAAUAGCUGCAUAUUAUCAAUUAGCCGAUUGGUUAGCAGAUUCAGAAUCUGAAGUAGCUCAUCUAAAUGAUGAAAUUUAGAGAAAGACUUAAUUAUAAGAUAAAUUGGUUGUGGUAUGUUAGAUUUUUAAUAAUUGUAAAGUAAGAAUAAGCUGCCCUUGCUGUAUAAGCCAAAGCUAACAGUGUAUUAAAGGAUUCUCAAAAUGCUAUUAAUGCAGCUACAGCAUCUUUGUAAGAAUUGAGAGAAUUAUAUGAGACUGAGUUGAAUAGAAGAAAUGGUAAGUAUAUCAAGAUUAUUUUAUAGAGGAGAAUGCUAUAAUAGAUGAAGUUAUUCAUAUUUUCAAAUAAUAAGUAUUGGAAAUGGCUAAUUAAACUUCUUUUGGAAAGAAAUGA
Paramecium primaurelia is the source of this 1202-nucleotide messenger RNA. The record is from the annotation of a GenBank genome assembly. Lineage: Eukaryota; Ciliophora; Oligohymenophorea; Peniculida; Parameciidae.